Molecule: messenger RNA, 2025 nt
Organism: Fulvia fulva
Lineage: Eukaryota; Fungi; Ascomycota; Dothideomycetes; Mycosphaerellales; Mycosphaerellaceae
Exons: 1
Coding region: 1-2025 (674 amino acids)
Source: RefSeq, a predicted model, not a curated record
AUGGCUGACACACCCGCAGCUCGACCAUCGCAAUUACCUGUUCCCAGUGCAGAAAUCACGGCACAGACGUCUCUUAUAUCAGACUCAUCGGAUGCGAUUACUGUCAAAACCGAAAGUAUUGUCGUUGAGCGGAAGCCUCGACUGCUGGCAACGUGGUGGCAGGAAGGCAUCUCAGCGUUGCUGUUGGUUGCGUCUGCCACUGCAUCAUUUGCGACGCUGUACCCAUACCAAGGGAAACCACUACCAGACUGGCCGUACUCCAUCACUGUCGGAUCUCUUCUGUCCGCGUACUCUGUGGUCUUGAGGCUAAGCGCAUCAUUUCUGUUGGCCGAGGGACUAGCACAGUUGAAAUGGCAAUGGAUGAAUAGGAAGGAGCGGCCGCUUCACGACUUGGUGUUGCACGACGAUGCUACUAGAGGACCUCUUGGUGCCAUUGAUCUCCUACGAAGGUUGCCAUUUCCCUGGAGCUGGCAAUGGCUAGCUUGUGUGCUCAUCCUGGUUACACUCUUGAUAGGUCCGUUCACGCAACAGGUCCUGCAAUACAGACAGUGUAGCGUGGUGGUUCAGAAAUCAGACAACCGCCAAUCACUUGUUCCUCGGGCUUCGAUCUUUCUUGGGAAAGGCGCCCAUGAAGGAGCUGGCAUCAACAUCCUCACCAUGGCUGAACAAGCAUCCGUAAACGCUGGCCUCUAUACCGCCGGCCAGGUCCGCGUGACAUGUUUCUCAGGCAAUUGUACCAUCGCACCUUACAAGUCUAUCGGGUACUGUAGCUCAUGCGUGGACGUGUCUUCUGAAGCGCGCGUUACUACGACCAAUAACACGAAUGGCCGACUUGGCUAUAACGGCGAUAUCACAAACACUUCGCUGUCCAGUGGUCUUGCGGUAGUUCAUAAUCGGACAAAACUAGCAUCUGCAACGUAUGACCUGGGCACAUCGGCAUUUGCGCAAGGCACUUUCCAGAUCCUUCUCGGUUUAGCUGGUACUUCUGGACGACCAAUGGAUCUGGCCAGUGGCCGGGCUCCUCCCUGCGAUGAUCCUGACACUAAAGAGACCUGGCGAUGUAAAGGCUAUGGUGCUACUAAUUGUAGUUUCUACCCGUGUGUGAGGUCCUAUGAAGCCCACAUUGUGAAUGGUGCCUUCGCAGAGACCGUCGUCGAUGAGACUCCGGAGACUGCUGACUGGAAUACCACGGACUCACCUAUAGCCUCAUAUCUCGCCGCGAUGCUCGAUACGUCCUGCUUGGAACGCUCAGAACGCGAGGCGCUUGCGGCUGCUGGCUUCAACUUCAGUUCCACAAGCAACUGGUCCCCUUACCCUUUUUUCAAUGGCUCUGAUACGCAGCGCCGCACGAAUAUAUCUAACAUAGGCGACUUGGUCGACCUCGAGCGGCAUUACUUAGAUCGAGGAUGUGUAUAUGGUACGAACAUAUUCUUCAUUAACGGAUUGAAUAUGUACCUACGGAUGGCAUUGACGGGCAACUUAUCGAUCUCGGCCGGGUCCUACGGCAGAUACACAUUGAUUGAAGGCUCGCAACUACUUCAGCUGGUAUACAACUACGGCGACGCCUCUUUCGAGCGCACACAAGCAUUGAUGCAGAAUGUUAGCCUGUCACUUUCGAACUACAUGCGACUUAAUCCUGGCCAAGACUUUUACAGCUCGAGUAUGCCGGCUACAGGUGAAGCGAGCGAGAUGAAGACUUGCCUACAAGUUCAGUGGAUAUGGUUGACGCUUCCGAUGGUCGUCACCAUACUGACAUUGAUCUUAUUUGUGGCUACGGUAGUGAGUGCUCGCAAGGUGCCGAGAGUGGUGACUACUUGGAAGUCAUCCCUACUUCCGCUGUUCUUCUAUGGCCCAGAUUACCAGUCGAGAACCCCUGGAAUGGAUGUUCGAGAAAUGAUGACGCAAGAUGUCACCAGCAUGGCAAAACAUGCAAAGACUGUCAGAAUACGCUUGGAAACAGACGAGAAGGAGAGUGUUAGACUUCGGGAAGUCCAUGGCGUCGCACGACCGGCGGAGGACAGAUGA